AAAUGUAUGCAAAACAAAUGUAAAGCAAGACUUUUAUAACCGCCUUGUUUCCACAUGAGCUUUAUUCACUACAUUGACGAAACAUAAAAAAGUAAAAUUUUCUUACGUUUUUGCGUUAAAAAACAUGUAAGCUAGAAAUGUAUUUAAAUAGUAGUUACUUCCGCAUUCACGGCGUUGUUGCUAUGGGAACCUUAGUGUAGACCAUUGGAGUUGUACCUGCUGACCGCUGUUGUUUAUCUUAAAAACAUAAUCCAGAAAUCACCUUUCCGUCAUCGUUAUCGACUCUAAACGAAUUAUGCCGCCCAAAAAGGAUGCCAAAAAGAAAAAGGCGGAGGCGAAGCCCCCUACGCUAAUAAAUGGCCUCACCAAGGAGGAGAUAUCGAGGGAACAGAUAGAAGAGCAUGUUGUGCGACUUCGUGAGGUGCUGGACAAAGAGAGGGAGGAGAGGAACUACUUCCAGCUGGAGAGAGACAAGAUUAAGUCCUUUCGAGAAGUUACUGACAGAAAACUAGAGGAGGUUAAGGCUGAACUUAAAAACCUGGAGAAGGCCAUAGAAGACGAUGAGGCACAUCACCUAGUGGGGAUUAAGGUCUUUAAGCAGAAGAUGAAGCACCUCCUGUGUGAACACCAUAACACAGCCACCGAGCUGGAAGCAGAUAUUGCAACCUCGAAAGAUCUGCUGGAGGAUGAGCAGAGUCAACUGGAGGCAGAUCUGUAUAAGGAAAUGAUGAGCAUCCUGGUUGAGAUGCAGGAGUCCAGCUGUGAAGACGUUUUCAAAGAGCUUCUGCUGAAACAUGAAGAAGAAAUGACUGCAGCUAAAGAGAAGUGGGAGAGACGUCUGAGAGAAACUGCGGUCAGAAAUAAGACAGAGAUACAACAGCUGGAAAAGGAACACGACAACAUAAUGAAAAGUGUGACAUGUGAGCGAGAGCUGCUCUGGAAAAGCCACUUUGGCAAUCUUAACGAAGACAUUGAUAGAUGCUUAAGCGACGCAAAAGAUCUUAUUAGCAUGCUGAGCAAAGAAACAGGAAAAGAGAUCGCAGCUCUUAAGGAAUGCAGAGAUAAAAAGGACUUGGAGCUGAAGAACAUGAAAGAGGAAUUUUAUGCUCUUUUGAACGAAAAUAAAGAAUUUGCAAAGCGUGUUGCAAAAACCGAGAAUGAAUAUAGCCGUCUUGAAAGGAGAUCAAAAUCCUUCUCACAGUCAGAGGGUGAUUUAACAAAUCCUCAAAAAGAGAUCCUGAAAGACAAGAAGACAGAGUUUGAAGACUUGCAAGAGCAAUUCAAGAAGCUUCAGAUUGAGAUGGCGGAACUGCAAUCGUCUAUUCCUAAGAAAAUUUAUAUUGCGAAGAAACAAGCAGAUCUGUCUCUCAGGCCUCUGGAGGACGAGCUGGCGGCUCUGAACGACCAUGUGGAGAAGAUCCAGGCUCAGCUCCACGCCUUGUUCUCAGCCUCUAACCUGGACCAAACCGCUGUCACUGAAAUCACUCACAAAGUCGAGAAAGAACUGGAGAUCAGAAAUUCUGCUAUCAAGAAACUGAAGCAUAAAAAAUAUCUGAUAUCAACGGCUCACACUGCCGCGCUGGAGAGGGCGCAGGGCCUCAUCGCGAUGUAAAAAAGAUCUUGAAGAGUCCUUGAUUUCCCACACAAGUUGCUAGAUUACAUCUGAUCAUCAAUCAAAUUCAAAUAUCAGACUCAUCCUGGAGGUCAGAAAGAACCCAGAGCAACAUCUAGAGCACUGCAGACCUAAUUAAUAUCAGCUAAGGUCAGUGGUCAUAAUUCAACAAUAAAAAAGAGACUGGACGUAAAUGGCAUCCACGGGAGAGCUGCAGGGCGGAAACUGCUGCUGGCUCACAUUUACCAAAAAGACACCUUUUAUGAUCAACAAGACUUUUACAAAAAGUAUUCUGUGAAUUUGUUAGAUAAAAGUGGAACAUUUUGGAAAA
Molecule: messenger RNA, 1943 nt
Organism: Poecilia reticulata (guppy)
Lineage: Eukaryota; Metazoa; Chordata; Actinopteri; Cyprinodontiformes; Poeciliidae
Product: dynein regulatory complex subunit 4-like
Biological process (GO): flagellated sperm motility
Cellular component (GO): Golgi apparatus; motile cilium; microtubule
Molecular function (GO): small GTPase binding; microtubule binding
Source: RefSeq, a predicted model, not a curated record